This is a messenger RNA of Brassica oleracea var. oleracea, 729 nucleotides long. RefSeq names its product protein GLUTAMINE DUMPER 1. The transcript has a single exon. Lineage: Eukaryota; Viridiplantae; Streptophyta; Magnoliopsida; Brassicales; Brassicaceae. Bases 111 to 605 code for a protein of 164 amino acids. The record is from RefSeq and is a predicted model, not a curated record. Gene Ontology annotation, biological process: regulation of amino acid export.
CCUCCCCAUUGUUUCAUACUCAGCUUUCCUCUUUACACGUUAAGUGAGAAAGUUAACAAACAAAAAAAGAAGUUGAGAGAAUUAUCAAAAAGAAAUUGUCUAAAGAAAAAAUGAGACUGUUGAGCGUCAGAUCGAACUCAGAAGAUGUGGCGAUGCACGCAACGUCAGGAUCGUCUUCAGCUUCCGUGAAUCACGGUACGGUACCGCAGUCGCCGUGGCACUCACCGGUUCCAUACCUCUUCGGCGGUUUAGCGGCGAUGCUUGGACUCAUAGCCUUUGCUCUUCUUAUCCUCGCCUGCUCUUACUGGCGCCAUUCCGGCGAAGAAGGUGGUCGGAACGGCGGGGAAGUGGACGAAGAGAAAGAGAGUCGGUCUGGGGACAAGGUGGCGAGCGGAGCAUACGAGGAGAAGUUUCUAGUCAUUAUGGCCGGAGAAAAUUUGCCGAGGUUUCUCGCGACGCCGACGGUGAAAAAGUGUACGUGCGGUGUUCAGGAGGGUAAAAUGGUAAUUUCUCAGGAGGAUAAUGUUGUUGCUGAAGAGGAGAAGCAGAUGGGAGAAGGUGAAGCGAAGGUGAAAGAUACAGGAGAACCAACAACAAGUCACUAAGCUUUGUUUUAAUUAACGUCUUCUUUGUUUCUUCUUCUUUUUGUGCGAGUUCUCUAGAGAAAUUUUCCUUGUUGUGAUUCCUAGGAAUGUAAAUUUUACUGUAGAGCAAGAUUUUGGGGUUUUA